Messenger RNA from Pelodiscus sinensis (Chinese soft-shelled turtle), 582 nucleotides. Its product is annotated as olfactory receptor 52K2-like. Gene Ontology annotation, biological process: G protein-coupled receptor signaling pathway. Lineage: Eukaryota; Metazoa; Chordata; Testudines; Trionychidae. The record is from RefSeq and is a predicted model, not a curated record. Gene Ontology annotation, cellular component: plasma membrane. Gene Ontology annotation, molecular function: olfactory receptor activity; G protein-coupled receptor activity.
AUGGCUUAUGAUCGCUAUGUGGCCAUCUGCCAUCCCCUCAGACAUUCCACCAUUCUGACAAACUCAGUGGUGGCCAAGAUUGGCCUAGCCGUGCUGCUGAGCAAAGGCAUAUUCGUAUUGCCCUACCCCUUCCUACUGAGGCAAUGGCCAUAUUGCAGAACCAACAUCAUCCCUCAGCCUUAUUGUGUACAAAUGGCCGUGGUGAAGCUGGCCUGCACCGACAGCCGUGUUAAUAGUUACUACGGCCUCUUUGUGGUGUUCUGUGUGAUGGGUCUGGAUGGGAUUUUCAUUUUACUCUCCUACGUGCAGAUCCUCAGGGCCAUCUUCAUCCUCCCUACAAAGGACGCCCGACUGAAGACGUUUUUAACCUGUGGCACACAUCUCUGCGCCAUUAUAAUCUUUUACAUCCCAAGUGCCGUCUCCAACAUCAUGUCUCGUUUCACACUGAAUUUUCCCCAACAUGUCCAUGUUCUCCUUGGCAACAUGCACUUCCUGCUGCCUACCAUGCUAAACCCCAUCAUCUACGGGGUGAAGACCAAACAAAUACGGGGCCGGCUGCUUGGGCUGUUUACUCAUAAAUAG